Messenger RNA from Staurois parvus, 447 nucleotides. The record is from the annotation of a GenBank genome assembly. NCBI's taxonomy places the organism in Eukaryota, Metazoa, Chordata, Amphibia, Anura, Ranidae.
AUGAUGAACACAAGGGGCAAAAGGUGAGGAACCCAUUAUAUGUUCUCCAGACCCUUCCACAAAGAUGGUCCUGUGCCAGUGUCAGCCUAUAUGCGCAUCUACAAGAAGGGUGAUAUUGUGGACAUUAAGGGUACAUGCGCAAUCCAAAAAGAUAUGCUGCAAAAGUGCUACCAUGGCAAGACUGGUUGGAUCUACAAUGUCACCCAGCAUGUUGUUGGUAUAAUUGUGAACAAACAAGUCAAAGGUUAGAUUCCUGCCAAAGGAAUCAAUGUCUGUGUAGAGCACAUCCGCCACUCAAAAAGUAGAGACAGUUUCCUGCAGCAUGUGAAGGAAAAUGAGAGGAAGGAAAAAUAAAGAACCAUCCAGAUUUAUAGCAACUCUUUUUUUGGGGGCGAGCUACAGUAGCAACAAUGGCCAAAGUGAUCAAGUCAAUCUACCACUAACAAU